Trichoderma atroviride IMI 206040 is the source of this 2411-nucleotide messenger RNA. Lineage: Eukaryota; Fungi; Ascomycota; Sordariomycetes; Hypocreales; Hypocreaceae. The record is from RefSeq and is a predicted model, not a curated record.
CGCAGUCGCAUCGACGAUUCAAGAAGGCGAGAAAAAGUAGCGCCAGCCCGACGGCACCUUAAACUACGCCACCCUCUUGCGCCGUACCCAAUUCCAACCUCCAUCACCGUACUGUUGCCUCCCAACGCUUUCGUUAUUUCUACCGCUGCUGUUCCCACUCCCGGAGCUCCUCUUCUUCCCUUCCCCUCUUCUUCUUAUUCCCUCUGCUCCUCCUCCGUAAAGGCCGUUCCUCGCGUCUCUGUCCCGUAAGCGUGUCUUCAGAGAUCUGCGGAAUACCCCUCUCAACGUCUUCUUCCAUUCUCUUUUGCGCAUCUAGCUAUAACUUUUUGCUCAUCUAGCUCAUAAUGGCUGAUCCAAGCUCGGGCGAGCAUGCUUAUGCUACGCUUCUGUUGAACGAUGCCUACCUUCCUGGCGCAUUGGUGCUUGCUCACUCGCUGCGCGACGCCGGAACCACCAAGAAGCUCGCAGUUCUCGUCACUCUCGACGGUGUGACUGCCGAGGCUGUUGUCCAGCUCAAGACCGUUUACGACUAUGUCUUGCCUGUUCCUCGAAUCCGCAAUGACAAGCCCGCCAACCUGUACCUCAUGAACCGAGCUGAUCUGCACUCUGCCUUUACCAAGAUCAACCUGUGGAAGCAGACGCAGUUCUCUCGAAUUGUCUACAUCGAUGCCGACGUCGUUGCCUACCGGGCUCCGGACGAGCUCUUCGACCUCCCACACGCCUUUGCGGCCUCCCCCGAUAUUGGUUGGCCAGACCUCUUCAACUCUGGUGUCAUGGCGCUGACGCCCAACAACGGUGAUUACCACGCCAUGGUCGCCAUGACCGAGAGGGGCAUCUCCUUCGAUGGCGCCGACCAGGGUCUCCUCAACAUCUACUUCAAGAACAACUUCCACCGUCUGCCCUUCACCUACAACGUCACUCCUUCCGCGCACUACCAAUACCUCCCUGCCUACCGACACUUCCAGUCCAGCAUCAACAUGGUCCACUUCAUUGGUCCGGACAAGCCCUGGCGCGCUGGCCGCAACGCCUCAUAUGGCAGCUCAGCCUACGACGAAAUGGUUGGCCGAUGGUGGGCCGUGUAUGAUCGUCACUACCGCGAGAAGGAAAUUUCUCAGCUUGCCAACGGCAGUGGAAACUAUAACACAGCUUACGAGGCUCAGAAGAGUGCUUCCCUGGCUGAUACUCGAAAUGAUACACCUCAAAACUGGGGUGGCCAGAACCAGGCACCACGACAAAUCUUCCCGUGGGAAAGCAAGCAGACCAAGGCUACCAGAUCCUUCUACGGUGAUGAGCCAGAACUGCAGCCGCAAGCUGCGACCACCAAGCCUUCGGGUGCCCGUUCCUCAGUAACCAAAUCGCCUCCCAAGUCUCCAGUAUCCAAGACAUCGGACAAACAGAGCGAGGCCGGCACGGCAUCUUGGACAACAUACUCUCGAGGCAAUGCCUGGGAUGAAGACCCCGGCAUCUCCAAGUAUGCGGAAGCAGUUGAGAAGCGCCACCGAUCGAGCAGCCGUGGACAGGGAGGAGAUGAGGACGUAGACGACGACGAAGAUGAACAGGAACAGACAAAGCGUGGCUUCAAGGUUACUGACUUCCCUACUGAGACGGAGCGACCCAGCUUGCCAGUCACACCGGCCCCAGUUCCUCGGGGGCGUGAAGCCGCUGGAAAAGGUCUGCCGGCAGCUGAGGGCGUGCCGUCACAGGCCGAAUGGACUACACAUAUAUGCUGGGUAGCUGACGUGGAGUUUCCUGACAAGGAUCCCACAGCGCAAUUAGAGAAGCUUGCUCAACAGCAGUCAGCGAUGCUAUUGCGCAAGCUGGGAGGGGAGACGGAUGAUAUAUCGAGAGGAACGAGCCAAAGUAUUUCGACGCAGCCCGUUGGAUCACAGACUCGCAUUGCACAGUCAGUGCCUCAAGUGUUGAGUCCACGACCUGUCAAGGGGACAGCCGCGGCCGCAACCAGAAGUUUGGAGCGGAAGAUGGAUGCAGAAGCCGACAAGUCAUGACGCAAAAGAGAAAAAAAAAAUAAAGAAAACCGAAAAAGAAAAGUACAACAGUAACGAAAAAAGAAGGACGUUAUAUUGGAUAUUGUGUAUUGGGUUGGGAAAAAAAGGUGAAAGAAAAAGGGGAAGGCUAUUUAUACCUUUGAUUUCUUCUUCGCCCGCAUAAUUUUUGCUUAUUGCUACUCUAUUUUUUUUUUUUCUUCAACCACACUUCUCUGCAUAGCGACUGCACCAGCAUCGUCAUUUGCCAAGUACCCUUUCAUCGCGUGUUAUGCAGAGCGUGGCAUUGGGCUUAUCAGCAUUGGUUUCAUUUGUGUCCCAUUACUAUGAUCUUACUGUUUUCAUCUUCAUUUUUAUUCCAUACCGCUACUAUAUAUACGUACACAUAUGAAUUAAGCUCAUUGAUGG